This is a messenger RNA of Scaptodrosophila lebanonensis, 1908 nucleotides long. RefSeq names its product 2-hydroxyacyl-CoA lyase 1 (gene Hacl). The record is from RefSeq and is a predicted model, not a curated record. The transcript is spliced from 5 exons. Gene Ontology annotation, molecular function: magnesium ion binding; catalytic activity; thiamine pyrophosphate binding. NCBI's taxonomy places the organism in Eukaryota, Metazoa, Arthropoda, Insecta, Diptera, Drosophilidae. Bases 89 to 1795 code for a protein of 568 amino acids. Gene Ontology annotation, biological process: fatty acid alpha-oxidation. Gene Ontology annotation, cellular component: peroxisome.
ACACGUGCACGAGCUAAAACAGUACGCAAAUCAACGCGACGCCAGUAACAACAGCAAGUUCCGCUAAACAACAAAUAUAAUCGCAGAAAUGGCCGAGGUUGAAGCCGUGCAAGUUAUUGCAGAAUCAUUGAAGCAACAGGGCGUGGAAUAUGUGUUCGGCAUUAUUGGCAUACCCGUCAUUGAGCUGUCCAUGGCCUUUCAGGCGGCAGGACUUAAAUAUGUUGGCAUGCGUAACGAACAGGCCGCAUGUUAUGCAGCUCAGGCCAUUGGGUACUUGACUGGCAAGCCAGGCGUUUGCCUGGUGGUCUCCGGACCAGGACUUCUGCAUGUGACGGGCGGUAUGGCAAAUGCUCAGGUCAAUUGCUGGCCACUCAUUGUGAUUGGCGGCGCCACCAAUCAGGACCAUGAAGGUAUUGGCGGAUUUCAAGAGUGCCCUCAAGUAGAACUGUCACGCCCGUAUUGCAAGUACGCAGCGCGACCACCCACAGCCGCCUUGAUUCCAUUGCACGUAGAGAAAGCAGUACGAUAUGCCACUUAUGGACGCCCCGGCGUCGCAUAUCUGGACUUUCCCGGGAACAUUUUACAAUCAAAGGCUGUGGAGGAAAAAAUCUACAAAGCUCUGGCGCAUCCUGCCCCGCCUCUGGCCUAUCCACCUCACGACGAUGUUAUACGCGCAGCCCAAUUGCUGCGUCAAGCCAAGCGACCAUUGGUAAUUGUGGGGAAAGGCGCUGCCUAUGCCCAUGCCGAAAACACGUUGCGUCACUUCAUCGAUAACACAAACCUACCAUUCCUUCCCACGCCUAUGGGUAAGGGUGUGGUAGGUGAUUCUGCUCCGCAAUGUGUUAGCGCCGCGCGUACCUUGGCAUUGCAGCAGGCUGAUGUGGUGCUGCUCCUGGGUGCUCGUCUUAACUGGAUUCUGCAUUUCGGACGUGCGCCUCGUUACGACAAGGAUGUUAAGUUUAUUCAAGUUGACAUAUGCCCGGAGGAGCUACAUAAUUCUGUAAUAUCGACUGUAGCCAUACAGGCUGACAUACGUCCCUUCGCAGAGCAAUUGUUCGAACAAAUGAAUGCCGUGAACUUCCGCUUUGGUUACGAGCAAGACUGGUGGAAGAAGUUGGCAGCAAAGUGCAAGCAAAAUCGGGAUGCAGUGCUGCAGAUGUCGUUGAAUACGUCCGCUCCACUGAACUACUAUACUGUCUUCCACCAUCUGCGUGAGCUUUUGCCCCGUGACACAAUUAUUGUGAGCGAGGGUGCUAAUACCAUGGACAUUGGACGAUCGAUGCUUUUGAAUGAGCAACCGCGCCAUCGCCUUGACGCUGGUACCUUUGGAACCAUGGGUGUGGGACCGGGAUUUGCGGUAGCCGCUGCUCUCUAUUGUCGUGACUAUGCACCAGGGAAGCGUGUGCUGUGUGUGGAGGGCGACAGUGCUUUUGGCUUCUCUGGCAUGGAGAUUGAGACGCUUGUAAGGUACAAGCUGCCAGUCACUAUUGUAAUUGUGAACAACAACGGAAUUUACGGUGGCUUCGACAAGGAGACCUUCGAAGCUAUUCGGGUUGACGGCGAUCUAACUCAAGUCACACCUACUUCGGCGCUUGGUGUUCAAGUACGUUACGAACAAAUGAUGAAAAUGUUUGGAUUGGAGGGUUUCUUCUGCACAGAGAUUAGCCAACUGCAGGAGGCCAUAAAGGCGGCAAAUAAACUUACCGAUAGGCCCACUAUCAUAAAUGUGGCUAUCAACCCCUCUUCGGAUCGCAAGGCACAAUCGUUUAAUUGGCUAACAGAGUCGAAACUUUAGAAUCACGCCUAUCUGGUCGCCUGCAAUCUAGGAUUAAGCACAAAGUUCAGCAUUCCUUAAAAUGUAUUGCCACGAAUUUUUUGUACAUACAACUUGCAAUUUUUAUAACUGAA